GACAUAUGACAUUCAACAUUUUACGAUAAAAAUUGAACAAUUUGUGUUUGUACUUAUCAGCUUGAUAUCGUAUUAAUUUAUAAGUAUCGGUUAAUUACUAAAUUGUUUUAAUAAUAAUAGUAAUUUCAUUAUGACAGCAACAGACGAACGUUUUCAUAUCGAUUGGGGUAAUGAAAAAUUACACAGGACUCAAAAACAAGUAGAAAGGAAUCCUCACGAUCUUGAAGCUUGGUCUAUACUUCUCAGAGAAGCCCAGUCGAAACACAUUUCAGAAGUUAGAUCAUUGUACGAACAUGUAAUAGGAAUUUUUCCUAGUGCAUCGAGAUAUUGGAGAAUCUACAUUGAACAUGAGAUGAAAGCCAGAAAUUUCGAAAGGGUGGAGAAGCUUUUUCAAAGGUGCUUGAUGAAGAUCCUAAAUAUCGAGUUGUGGAAAUUGUAUCUCAAUUAUGUUAAAGAAACGAAAGCUUCUCUGCCAACCUACAAGGAAAAAAUGGCUCAAGCUUACGAUUUUGCCCUCGAUAGGAUAGGAAUGGAUAUACAUUCAUAUCCAAUUUGGAACGACUACGUUAAUUUUUUAAAAGGAGUUGAAGCUGUAGGUUCCUACGCUGAAAAUCAGAAAAUAUCAGCCAUCAGAAAAGUGUAUCAGAGAGGAAUUAUAACUCCUAUGACAGGCAUGGAGACUUUUUGGAAAGAUUAUAUAUCUUUUGAACAGAAUAUAAAUGCUAUUAUCGCUGAAAAGAUGAGUAUUGAAAGAAGUAGAGAUUAUAUGAACGCUAGGCGCGUGGCCAAAGAAUUGGAAGUACAGAUUAGGGGUAUCAAUAGGAAUGCACCAAGUAUUCCACCAGGAGGAACACCGGAAGAAAGGAAACAGGUUGAAUUAUGGCAAAAAUACAUAGCUUGGGAAAAAAGUAACCCUCUUAGAACAGAAGAUACAGCAUUGUUAACGAAAAGGGUAGUAUUUGCCCUCGAACAAUGUUUGCUCUGCCUAGGUCAUCAUCCUGAUAUUUGGUAUCAAGCCGCGCAAUUUUUGGAAUACAGUUGCAAAAUACUCGCAGAAAAGGGGGAUGUGAAUGCUUCUAAAUUGUUCAGCGAAGAAGCAGCAAAUAUGUUUGAAAGAGCCACCAGCACUCUAUUGAAUAAAAAUAUGCUUUUGUAUUUUGCUUAUGCAGAUUACGAAGAAGGUAGAUUGAAAUAUGAGAAAGUACAUCAAAUUUAUAAUAAAUAUUUAGAAAUCACCGAUAUAGAUCCGACACUGGCUUAUAUCCAAUACAUGAAGUUCGCUCGACGUGCGGAAGGCAUCAAAUCAGCUAGAGCAGUUUUCAAAAAAGCUCGAGAAGAUCCUCGUUCCAAAUAUCACCUGUUCGUUUGCGCUGCUCUAAUGGAAUACUAUUGCAGCAAAGAUAAGAAUAUAGCUUUCAGAAUAUUUGAAUUGGGUUUGAAAAAAUUCGGCGCCAUCCCCGAAUAUAUUACUUGUUAUAUAGAUUACCUUUCCCAUUUGAAUGAGGAUAACAACACUAGAGUCUUAUUUGAAAGAGUUUUGUCUUCAGGUAGUUUAGAACCAGAAAAAUCCGUCGAUAUCUGGAACCGAUUUUUAGAAUUCGAAAGUAACAUCGGUGAUUUACAGUCCAUAGUGAAAGUCGAAAAACGAAGAUCCGAAGUUUUAUCUAAAAUAAAAGAAUUUGAAGGCAAAGAAACAGCUCAGUUAGUGGACAGAUAUAGAUUUUUAGAUUUGUUUCCUUGUUCGCCACAAGAAUUAAAAAGUAUCGGAUACACAGAGGUAAUUAAUAUUACAGGAGCUGCUAGUAAAAAUCAUAUAUUGCAAUCCAUUAUUGAAUUUGAACCAGAUACACCUCUACCGGUUCCAGAUUUUUCCCAAAUGAUUCCUUAUAAACCUAAAUCGAAUCCUUUACCUGGAGAACAUCCCAUACCGGGUGGGGCUUUUCCUCAACCUCCAGCGGCGGCUCAUUUAUGUACACUGUUGCCACCACCAAAUUGUUUUAGAGGUCCAUUCGUCCACAUAGAUAUACUAAUGGAUAUUUUCAAUAGGAUAUAUUUACCAGAAAAUUUUCCAACUCCAGCAGAAAGUGGCGGAGAUGUUCGUUUAUUCGAUCUAGCGAAAUCUGUGCAUUGGAUAGUAGAAGAAGGCGGCGGUAUCGGACUCAAAAAACGGAAGAGAUUGGGGUUAGGUUUAGAUGGAUCGGAUGAUGAAGAUACACCGUUACCACCUAUGAAUGAUAUUUAUAGACAAAGGCAACAGAAGCGGGUGAAGUAGUUUGAAAUUAUCAAAAAUACAGCAAAUGUUCGAUAGUUCUAUUAAAACUAAUAUCUAAUUCUUCUCAAUGUAUUUGACGAUUAGAGCUAUAAAUAAUCGUCGGUUUAAAAAAAACCACAAUUUUAUUUUUUCUUAUAUGUAUUUGGGUUAACUGUAUAUAAAUUUGAAUUUCUGUACUUUGUCUGUAACAUUUAUAUGAUAAAGUAGCAAUUUAAUUUUUGUACAAUAUUUUUAAAUUAUAUUUAUAGUACUAAGUUUUUGUCUCUUUUUUUUAAAGCAGCUAUUUUGAGAUAUAGGACGUUAAAGUAAAAUUGAAUUAAAGUUUGGUCAAUAUUUAUUUAAAUAGCAAUUACAUCUGGUCAUAAUUCAAUACAAAUAUAUACAGGAAGUUAAAAUAAUUUCAGAUUCUACAGUUUAUAACGACUAGUGGCAGAAAUUAUAGACUGCAAUAAAAUGUAUACUUAUAAUACAGAACGAGCCAAAAAUUUGUGUAAAAUUUCAAUAUAAAAUGUAGGAUUGACUAAACUUUUCACUCCUCAUUGGAACAGGUAUCAUCUUUCCACUGUUUUGCAGUAUUUCUAGUUUACAAAAUUUUUGAUAUAAAAAUCACGUUUUUUUGUUUAAUUAUUAUGACAACUUGUACUUGUGUCCGUCGUUAACGUUUAAUAAAUGUUUUGUGUUUAAAUAAGCUAAAAGGGCACGAUAGAUCCUUUGAGUCCUAAUGUACAUAACAAUCUCUUAUAACAUACAAGAAUCUAAAAAUUCCUACAUUAUCUAGAAUUCUACACAAAUUACCGGAUUUCUCUUAAAUAUGUAUUAAAAAUAAUGUAGAACUUAUUAUAAAUCUCAAAUGAUUUUCUUAUUACAUAGAACUUAUAUCUACCCAAACUCCACGCUUAAACCCUGAAAUACAUAUAAUUCUAUGAUAGAUAUAUUUCUAUUUUAUCACAAAUGAGUAUUCAAACAGAUUUUAACUCAUUCAUCUUACAAGAAAUGGCUUUGACUAAAAAAAAUAUAAAGUUAAAAAUUUCCACUUUUCUAAUAAUUUUUUUAAAUUAAUUUCAAAUUCUAUUUAUAACAAAUUUUUAUUUUUUUUUAAUAGUCAGUUAUUACUAGUACUGACAGUUUAAAUUAUUUUAACUCUGUUUCAUUUAAAUAUAGUUUUCAAAUAUU
Molecule: messenger RNA, 3445 nt
Organism: Diorhabda sublineata
Lineage: Eukaryota; Metazoa; Arthropoda; Insecta; Coleoptera; Chrysomelidae
Gene: su(f)
Product: protein suppressor of forked
Exons: 13
Coding region: 131-2272 (713 amino acids)
Biological process (GO): mRNA 3'-end processing
Cellular component (GO): nucleus
Molecular function (GO): mRNA binding; protein binding
Source: RefSeq, a predicted model, not a curated record